Messenger RNA from Aspergillus brunneoviolaceus CBS 621.78, 582 nucleotides. RefSeq lists its product as uncharacterized. The transcript is spliced from 2 exons. The coding region runs from base 1 to 582 and encodes 193 amino acids. Lineage: Eukaryota; Fungi; Ascomycota; Eurotiomycetes; Eurotiales; Aspergillaceae. The record is from RefSeq and is a predicted model, not a curated record.
AUGAAGUGCAUCUGCCAACAUAAGGCAACAGAAAAGCAUCUCAAGCUGUGGUCAACAACCAAAGCCCUGGUGCUAGCCAGACUUUUCUUUUGGAAGCACGGCCGGACGCUUCAGAAGAGCUUUCGCGGGCUGGUGCGAGGGCUUCUGCAUUCUCUUCUGUCUCAAUGGCUGGAGCUCAUACCUCUGCUGUUUCCCAGACAAUGGCAGGCUGCUUUGAGCGGGUUACGACCAGUAAUCGAUGAUGAUCAUGAGGUGUUUGACGCAUUUCGCAAGUUGAGAGAAACGGACAGUGUUUAUCGGGACCAGGUCCAUAUGAAUGAGUCCCUGAAAGAUUGGAUCUCUUGCAGGUCAGCCGAUGUCAAGAUUUGUGUCGCCAGUCGAGAGGACAUUGACUUGCAGGAGGCCUUCAAAACCGGCCCGAUGCUGCGGCUGCACGAAGUAAUUCACGAGGAUAUUCUAAGCUUUGUCCAGCACCGUUUGAGCUCGAGCGAGCUCUAUCCCAAGAUGGGGACAUCAGAUCAAAGGCAGCGCCUUGAGACGGAGAUUGCAUACAAAUCUGAGGGUGUUUUCCUCUGGGUCUAA